GGUCCAUGGUCUGCCCCUUUGAUUCCAAAUCCCGAAUACCAGGAGGAACCUUUACUCCACGCCUACAACACAGCCUACAUUGGAUUUGAUCUGUGGCAGGUGAAAUCCGGAACAAUCUUCGAUAACAUCAUCAUCACUGAUGACAUUGAAUCAGCGAACGCGUUCGCCGAGGAGACGUUUGUCAAAUUCCGCGAGGUCGAAAAAGAAGCCAAACGAAAAUUAGACGAGAAGGACAAUGAGCCUGAGGAUGAUGACUCGAAGGGUAAAGAAGACGAUGAUGACUCGCAGAGUAAAGACGAUGAUGAUGAUAUAAUUGAUUUAGAUGUGAUGGUUGGUGACGAAGGAAAGGUCGUUGUCUCGGAACCCGAUCCAAACUUGGAUCUCAAGGUUGACGAUAAGCCGAAACCCGAAGACGUUCCAUCAAUUGUUGAACAAGAUGAAGAAAAGGUUUCAUCAGAAACAGAGUCAAAAGAACCCACCGGUCCAUCUUCGGUCGAAAAAGAAUCCGUCGCAUCUGAAAAAGCAAAGGAAGAGACCAAGACAACACCAUCCGCUUCACCGAAGAAACAAGAAGAAAAGGAUGAAUUUGACAUACUGUUCGAAGACUUGGAGGAAGAAUCGAACUCACCGAAGAGGGAUGAAUUAUAA
Molecule: messenger RNA, 648 nt
Organism: Acaulospora colombiana
Lineage: Eukaryota; Fungi; Glomeromycota; Glomeromycetes; Diversisporales; Acaulosporaceae
Source: the annotation of a GenBank genome assembly